This is a messenger RNA of Vigna radiata var. radiata (mung bean), 3234 nucleotides long. Its product is annotated as probable disease resistance protein At4g27220. The transcript has 3 exons. Lineage: Eukaryota; Viridiplantae; Streptophyta; Magnoliopsida; Fabales; Fabaceae. Gene Ontology annotation, molecular function: ADP binding. The record is from RefSeq and is a predicted model, not a curated record. Bases 1 to 3234 code for a protein of 1077 amino acids.
AUGGCUGCUCUAAUCGCGUGUUUUCAAUUCUUGACAUCGUCACCUCGAGCAAAGGCGUGGCUAAAGAAGCAAUUGAUUCAAUUGGACUUGUACGAGACAAGAGUUGGUGAAGUAAAAGAUGUUGUGGAGAAGCUCAAGAACAAGAGAGAUGCUAUUCGGCAUACAGUUGAAGAGGAAGAACGCCGACAUGGAAGAAGAAUUCACGAUGAAGUUAAAGAAUGGAUGGAGAGUGUGGAUAAACUCAUUCGGGCAUAUGAGGAUUUCCACAAUGAUGAAAUAUGCCAUAAAUGUGCGGUGUUUGACUUUUUCGACAGUGGUUACCUUCCGAAGCCAGGGAUAAGGUAUCGUCGAAGUAGAAAAGCAAAUGAGAUCACAAAGCAGGCAAAUGGGUUGCUGCAAAAUGCAAAGUUUGACAUUUUAUCUUAUUGGUCUGGCCCACCCUCCAUGGCUACCUUUUUUUCAAACCUUGGUUAUGAAAGUUAUUCAUCAAGAAAAGAAACCGUGAAAAAGAUUACUGCUGAAUUUCAAAAGCCAGAUGUUAGAAUGAUCGGUCUUCAUGGGUUGAGUGGCGUUGGCAAGACAUCUUUAGUCAAAGAGGUUGUGAAGAAAGCCUUGAAAGAUAAGAUGUUCGAAGUGGUGACCAUGGCAAGUGUGACAAAAAACCCUGACGUAAGAAAAAUCCAGGGACAAAUUGCUGAUAUGUUGGGGGUUGUAUUGGAGGAGGAAAGUGACAUUGCAAGAGCUGCUAGGAUACACCAGAUAUUGAAUAAUGAGAAUAAUAGCACGCUCAUAAUCCUAGACGAUCUUUGGGAACAAGUGAACUUCAACUUGCUGGGGAUUCCUUGUGAAAUAGGGAAAGAAGAUGGCGUAACAAAUGUCCAAGGAAAAUCCCUUGACGUUGAUAGCUUGAAGAAUGUUAGUGAUGGAAAAUCCCUUGAUGUUGAUAUUUUGAAGAAUGUUGUCGGUGAUGGAAAAUCCCCCAUCCUUGGUAGUUCGACAAGUUUUAGAAAAGGAAUGUUACAAGGAGCUGAUGGUUCUAAGAAUGUAAAUAAAGGAAAAUCCCUCGGUACUGCUGAUUCGGUAAAUGUCAAGAAAGGAGGAUUCCUGGGUGGUAGUUUGAAGAAUGUCAAUGAAGGAAAAUCCCCCCUUGAUGCUUCUGAACGAGUUAAAGCAGAAAAUUCUGUUCCUCAGUACAAAGGGUGCAAGAUUUUGAUGAUUUCUGAAAUUAAACAAGUGUUAUUAAGUCAAAUGGAAGGGAAAGAAGAGUGUAUUUUCCCCGUGGAAAUCUUAAAGGAGGAGGAAGCAGAGAAGUUGUUCAAGAAAAAGGCAGGAAUAAGUGGUAAGAAUUCUGAAUAUGACAAAUUAGCAGCUCAAAUUGCUAGCAAGUGUAAAGGGUUGCCAAUGACAAUAGUUACGACUGCAAGGGCAUUGAAAAAUAAGAGUCUUUCUGUAUGGGACGAAACUAAUCGAAAAUUUGAAUCUCAAAAGUUAACUGGAGCACCUGAAUUUUCUACGAAGUUGAGUUAUGAGCUCUUAGAAGAUGAGGAUCUCAAGUACACUUUCUUGCUUUGUGCUCGCAUGGGUCAUGAUGCAUUGAUUAUGGACUUGGUGAAAUAUUGUAUUGGUAUCGGUUUUCUUCGAGGAAUCAACACAGCAAGGCAAACCAGAGACAGAGUAUAUACAUUGGUCGCAAAGUUAAAAGAGUCAGGUCUGUUGUCUGACAGUUAUUCAAGUGACCAUUUUACCAUGCCAGAUACGGUUCGCAGAGCAGCUUUGUCCAUAGCACAUAAGGGAAAUCAAUUGUUUACAAUGACAAAGGGAAAGCUAGAUGAAUGGCCCGAUAAACUUGAAAGGUAUGCUGCAAUUUCAUUACAUCAUUGUGACUUCAUUGAAGAUUUUUCUGGGAGAAUAAAGUAUCCAAGACUUAGAGUCCUUCAAAUUGUCAAUAAUAUUCCACGCCCGAAAAUACCCAAAAACUUCUUCAAAGGAAUGAAAGAACUUAGAGUGUUGAUAUUGACUGGUAUUCAUCUCCCCCUCAUUGAUUCUUCAUUUUCAUCCUUGCAUAAACUUAGAAUGCUUUGUUUGGAGCAAUGCUGCAUGCUAGAUGAGGAGUUAUCCAUCCUAGGAGGGCUGAAAAAGUUAAGAGUUCUUAGUUUUUCAGGAUCUGAUAUUAAAAGUUUGCCAGGCGAGUUGAAUGAGCUAAAAAUGCUACAAAUUUUUGACAUAAGUAAUUGCUCUAAACUUAAAAAAAUUCCACGUGGUGUCAUAUCUAGCUUGGUAAGUCUGGAGGAGUUGUAUAUGAGAAAUACCUCGAUUCAAUGGGAGGAUGAAGAACAAACAUGUCAAAGUAAAACAGCUCUUCUUUCUGAUUUGAAACAUUUGAAUCAAUUGACAACUCUAGACAUACAAAUCCCAAAUGUUUCGUAUUUGCCAAAGAAUUUGUUUUUUGACAAGUUGGACAGUUACAAGAUUGUUAUUGGAGAUUUGAGUUCAUUUUUAGAGACUGGUUUCCAGAUGCCAGAGAGAUAUGAAACAUUGAAAUUUUUGGCUGUACAACUGGAAAAUGGAUCUGACAUUCAUUCUCUAAUGGGGAUAAAAAUGCUGUUUGAAGGAGUUGAAAAUUUGUUUCUAGAACUCAAUACUGUCCAUGAAAAGCACAAUAGUGUCCGUGAAGCCCGUAAUAUUGUCCAUGACCUUUUUUAUAGAUUGAAUUUAAAAGGAUUUCCAUAUCUCAGACAUUUGUGGAUUGUAAAUAAUUCUACCAUUCAAUCUCUCAUACAUCCAAAGGACAGGCAGCACCCUGAGAAAGCUUUUCCAAAAUUGGAGUCAUUGCAUCUCUAUAAUCUCAAGAUGGAUGAAAUAUGCUCAUGUAAACUUUCAGAACCCUCCUUUGGUAAACUGAAAGUCAUUAAGAUCAAUCUCUGUGGUGUAUUGAACAGUGUAUUCUCAAUUUCCAUGGUUGGACUUUUAAAAGUUCUAGAAACAAUUGAAGUUUCUGAAUGUAGCUCUUUGAAGAAAAUUAUCAAUGUGGGACCACCAAUCAACCUUGAAAAUACUGAGCUUCUUAUGCUUCCUGAAUUACGCUAUUUGAAGCUACAAUCUUUGUCUGAGUUUAUUGGGUUUGAUGCCAUUCCUCCUAUAGACCAAGGGGAAAGAAAACUCUUCCAUGAAAAGGAAAGAGUUUGUAAAGAAUUAAACUUUAAAAAGAGAAGAAGGUUGGAGUUUCAAAAUUAG